Molecule: messenger RNA, 465 nt
Organism: Soboliphyme baturini
Lineage: Eukaryota; Metazoa; Nematoda; Enoplea; Dioctophymatida; Soboliphymatidae
Source: the annotation of a GenBank genome assembly
AUGUGUGCGCUUGCUAGAGGUCUCUAUGCUGAUAACAGAAGGCGGGAUAACCCGCUGUUGGCUGAAUAUUUCGCUCAGAGAGACAAAUAUGCGGCGAAAUCGGCUAUGAAAGAAAAGGAUCUAUCUGUCAGACAGUCGAAGACUCUGCAGAUGCUAGAAUCCUUUAAAGCAAAGUUGGAGAAAAUGAAAGAAGAAAUGCCGGAAAGCGUCGCCGUCACUGAUGGAGACUCUGAAAUUCAGGAUAGCGAUCCCGAAGAGGACAUACCGGGCGAAGACUGGCUUUUGCACAAGUUCGUCGCCAAAGAAGAGGCUUUAGUACCGGCAAAAAACGUCCAUGUUUAUAAUGAAGAUACGUAUGAUAUUAACGACCCGCGAAACCCGAUCAACAAGAGGAGGAGAGAGCCAGAUACGAAAAAGGGUCGUAGAAGGAAAGAAUCCAGUUCUCUGAAGCGACCUAAAGUCUGA